GCCCCCGCCUCGCGCUGUUCCGGAAAGGGCGCAGAUGGCUCCUGAGCUCCGCCCGUGCGGGGCCGUGGCGCGGCGUUGCCCGCGGGCCGUGUGUCCCGUCAGGCACCGCGGCGGGCCCGGGCCGGGGACUGAAGCGGAGCGCGGUCGGGAGCGGCGGUCAGGGGUCACGUGACCGGGGCGGCGGGAGAUUCGGGGCACUGGAGGGAUGCAAAGGGAAGUUAUGUUCUAGCAGAGUGUUGUCUCCAUAGGAUCCUGAAUGGCUCCAGUUAAAAUCAGCUAUGUGGUGUCCUCCUCCCAGGACCCCAAGUACCCGGCAGAGAACCUGCUGAGUGAGGAUGGCGUACGACCCUGGCUUGGCUGCCCCAAGAAGCACAGCAGGCAGCUGAGUGUGGAGCUGCAACUGGAGAGAGCCAGUCCCAUUGGAUACAUUGACAUAGGGAACUACGGCUGCGCCUUUGUGCAGAUUGAGGUUGGACGCUCCUCAUGGACCUGUGACCAGCCCUAUCUCACCUUGGUGCCCACUGUCACACUGAUGACACCAGCUGACUCGAAGCUGGACCAGAAUCGCUAUGGGGUUCAGAUGUUUAAGGAAGGCUGCUUCCUGCUGGAUCUGCUCCCCAUGCAUGCCUCUCAGUGUGGAGAAGACCCCACCACAGCCUGGCCUUUCUUGUCCCCUGAUGCCUGGGUGUCCUGCCCCAUUUGUCAGCUUCCCUUCAGAGUGACAGAGGUGGAGCAGCAUGCCAGCAACUGUGGCGAGACACCAGGGGCCCUGUCCUCACCCUAGGGCCUG
Messenger RNA from Cinclus cinclus, 790 nucleotides. RefSeq names its product protein XNDC1N-like. The record is from RefSeq and is a predicted model, not a curated record. Bases 257 to 784 code for a protein of 175 amino acids. Gene Ontology annotation, molecular function: damaged DNA binding. The transcript has 5 exons. NCBI's taxonomy places the organism in Eukaryota, Metazoa, Chordata, Aves, Passeriformes, Cinclidae. Gene Ontology annotation, biological process: base-excision repair; single strand break repair. Gene Ontology annotation, cellular component: nucleus.